AUGAACUACAAUCGUCCGUUAGCGCCGGCUCUUCCAGGCUCCCACGAUCCCCACGCCUAUGAGAGCAAAAGGAGGAAAAAUGUCAGUUCGGCAUGCCAGGCGUGCAAGGCACGCAAAUUGAAGUGUAGCGGAGUACCACCGUGCAAAACCUGUCUGAAGUCCAAAGUCGAGUGCGUUAUCGAUACCGAAGGAGACCAGCGCCGCAAACUCAAUCUGAAAAAAAAGAUCGACAGUUUGGAGGAUGACCGACGACUUCUCUUGCAGCUCAUGGAAACUCUUCAAAGAGGCCCGCAGUCGUAUAAUACGGAGUUAGUUCACGACAUUCGAACGUUGGAGAACAUAAACGAUGUCAAGUUGUAUCUCAAAGCACACCUUAUGCGAAAAGAGGCCCAAUGGAGUCCAGAGUGGAUUGAAGUUGAAAAUGAUAUGAAAUGGAUAUCAGAGCAACAGCCACAGGAAAAGCUUUCAACUCAGAAAAGGACACCCAUAUUGCCUGUCCCCGGACUAGUGGAUAUUCCUAGCUUCAGAGUACCAGCAAGUCCUUGGACCAGCGUGACUGAGGACGAUAGCUUUAUAUCUCAUCUCAUUUCAUUGUGGUUUACAUGCAGCUUUCCGGGCUACAAUUAUAUUGAUCAAGAACUCUUUCUUAGAGCCAUGCGGUCAAGGGAUUUGCGAUCACCACUGUGUUCUCCAUUUCUAGUGAAUGCAAUGCUGGCUGAUGCAUGUUUUCUCUCCGACCAUCCCAAAGUUUGCGCGAUCGCAGGCGAUUCCGUGACUAAGGGCGAACACUUUUGGAAAGAAGCCAAAAGACUUUUAGACGAAGAAGAGGGCAGGGUGUCUAUUCCGACAACUCAAGGGUUGGGUAUCAUGUUUACCUGUGCUUGUGCCAUGGGCAAGGAUCGAGCUGGUUGGGUCUACACAAUACAAGCGGCAGAAGUCAUGAAAUCCCUUCGAAAAGCCGAAUCUCGUGUCGUGAAUACAGGUCUAUCUGCGAGCGAGUUGAGACAGCUCCUCGACCGCAUCGAGCUCGGUCAAUUUAAUACGUUUGUGAGCGCAAAUUUGACCUUUCAGAUCCCUCCCUCGAUCCGGAUAAUGCAUAUAGAUGGGCACGUCUCUAUGCACGCGAAUAUUCACCAUAACGAACUUCCGUUCUAUGCUCACUUUGGGGUAUUAUCGCCCAUCCACCAUGACUGCAUUCUCAAUGAGCUUGGGAGGAUUAGCAAUAUCGCCUGGGAUGCUGCAGCAUUCUUGUUUGGGGAGACCAGUUACACCCAUGCCGAGCUGGUGGCUGCGGUUCAACGCUGGCAUUCACGUCUGGUGCAGUGGUGGAACGGCUGUCGAAAGUGCAUGGAUUACCGUAUAACCCCAAUACCUAGUUUGCUGUCUUUGCACAUGUACUACCACAGUAUCAUCAUCACAAUAUACGCAUUUUUGAAGACGGCGCCACCCGACGCGGAUUCACACAUGUUAGGGUGGGCAGAGCAGUCGAGGCAAAUGUGCCUCUCAUCUGCCCAUGCGAUCAAUCAACUUAUUGAGAUCCAGCAAUCAUCUUCUCGGUCCGACCCAGGCCCAGUCGUCAAUGCGCAGUGGAUUACAAUUGCAUUGUGCAUCUUGAUGGAGGACCUGCAGAACCCGGACAACCACAAAGCGUUUAUGAACCUGUGCAAGGCGCACGGCUACUUUGCGCAACGAUUGCCGUUGGCCAAAGGCAUGGUCCGUAUGGUGCAGCUAACCGCUCAAAGAAUGGACCGUCCUCUGCCGGGAGACGUUGUCGCAUAUUUCCGCGAGUUUGAGGAACGCUGCUGGCGGGCCGGUGAUAGUCGUACAAGGGCGUUCAGCAGCCGCUAUCCUAAUUUUGCAGUGGCCAUUCGCCGGGGCAUUAAUAACUGCGUACCAGAGGAUGUCGAGCUGGAUGUCUUCCUCGAAAGAUGGGUGAGUCUGGACAAUGCAUGA
Messenger RNA from Talaromyces proteolyticus, 1953 nucleotides. RefSeq lists its product as uncharacterized. The coding region runs from base 1 to 1953 and encodes 650 amino acids. Lineage: Eukaryota; Fungi; Ascomycota; Eurotiomycetes; Eurotiales; Trichocomaceae. Gene Ontology annotation, molecular function: zinc ion binding; DNA-binding transcription factor activity, RNA polymerase II-specific. The transcript has 6 exons. The record is from RefSeq and is a predicted model, not a curated record. Gene Ontology annotation, biological process: regulation of DNA-templated transcription.